CCCACCCCACUCUGGUCUAAGCAUAGAGAGUCCUCUGCUUCCAGGAAGCCCAUGCGGGCCUGGGUCCACUCAGCUCCUGUCCUCCUACCUACUACUGUGCAGAGAAUGUGGAUGGACUAUUCCUCACUUACCAGCAUGCGUCUUUGCAGAGUUUGAUGGGGCGCCGGGCGGAUGACAGCGGGAACGGUUGUGAUCACUGGCGGAAUCCUAGCUACAGUGAUCCUCCUCUGUAUCAUUGCUGUCCUGUGCUACUGUAGGCUCCAGUAUUACUGCUGCAAGAAGAGUACAGACGAUGAGGAUGCUGAGGAGGAGGAAGAGGAGGAAGAGGAGGAACACGACCUUUCCCUCCAUCCCCGAGCCCCCACCUGCAAUGCCUGCAGCUCCCAAGUCCUGGAUGGCAGAGGCAACCUGGCGCCUCUCACCAGCGAGCCCUGCAGCCAGCAGUGUGGGGUGGCCAGCCACUGCACCACUUGCUCCCCAUACCGCACCCCCUUUUACAUACGGACAGCUGACAUGGUGCCCAAUGGGGGUGGAGGCGAGAGGCUCUCCUUUGCCCCUACACAUUACAAAGAGGGGGGAACCCCAUCCCUCAAAUUGGCAGCACCUCAGAGUUACCCGGUGACCUGGCCAAGUUCUGGGCAUGAGGCCUUCACUAAUCCAAGGGCUAUUAGUACAGAUGUAUAAUCCUUUCACCCCAAUCUGCACACACCCAACACUGUCCCAGCAGGAGCAAUGGAGUGGAGGGGACCCUUCAAUAGUCUCCCCCGCAGGAACCGUCUCAGUUUCUCUGGCUUCCAUAGCAGAAGGUUCACUAGGAUGUGAGCUAGUCAAUGCAUCAAGGACCGGGCAGGAUCGAUGGCCCAGAAGUGGCACCCCGAGAAGCCUGCAAUGUCACCAGUUUCUCUCCGACUCUUCCCUCUAACAGUCAGCUCUACCACACCUCCCAGUAAGCCCACACCCUUUGCUUCACUGGGCUGUGCGAAGGAACACCAGGGAAAGCCUAAGCAAAGGCUCUGGAGGCUUCCGGGGUCCGUGGGAAACGAAGUGGGCAUGGACACAAGGGGAAGGUGAGGACUAGACAUUCCAGAAUUUGAGAGGAGAAAGAGGAAAAAGUGUUAAAGGAGCCCCCAGUUUUGCUGGCUGGAAUUCACCCAUGAGGUGAUUUACACUCUAUUUUAUUUUUUAACUUUGGUGGCCUGCUCAAUAGGUAUAUGAGUUCUGAGAACACCACAUCUGCUAUCUUGCCCCUGCUCAUGAAACACACAAAUUAAUGCUAAGUGCCACAGCACACAGCUGUUUAUGGGGACCAUAUCAAGGAGAGUCUAUACAACCUUGUCUCUCCCCCCAAGUCCUCUCUUAUGCCCCCUGCUAGAGAACCUUCCCCCAGAUUUCAAUCGCUGUAUUCCAAUAAACCUAGUGAGCAGAUCUCACUGGUUACCCCUGUUCCUCCACGCUUAACCACAGAUGUAGAUUCAGCCCUGUGAGGGUGUGUGCAUGCCCAUUCCCUCCCAUGUACUUAUCAUGGGACCAGCUGCAGAGCAGAAGGGUCCAGGGUCCCAACAAGAGCUGGACCAAAAGGCAAUUAAAGUGAUCAGUCUCCAUGGCAACCAGAAGGAGGGAUCUGAGGCAAUGCUGCAGCAGUUAAGUUCCCAUGCACCUGUGCAAGCUCCUCUAGAGCCUGGUGCACGCCUUGAGCAUCCAUCUGUGAUGUGACAUUAAAAACAGGACCUUUUUAUCCCAUCAGGGGAUGUAGCCUAUCCCCUGAGUUCUGGGCCAGGGAUCUCCUGAAGUUUGGCUGUGUCUUAGUAAUUACACUUCAUGCUUGCUUGCCCUCCUUCGGCCCCCUAACUUUCCAGCCUCAUGAUGAUGGAUGAUGAGCUAUUUUUCUGUCUUACUUUAGUUCCCUAGUCCCCACACCUCCCACUUGUAACUAACAGUGGCCUUGCGGGUUUGUGUUGUUUAUUUGUUUUGUUUUGCUUAGGUGUUUUAUUUUGUUUUAGUAAGUAUGCCUGAUAAAUUCUCCAGUUACCUCUGUGGCUCAAGGGUCACUGUCCCCACUUCUAAGGGUGUAUAGUUAAUGCCUGCACAUUCCUGACUCACAGAAUGCUGUUGAGGGUGGG
Messenger RNA from Microtus ochrogaster (prairie vole), 2120 nucleotides. RefSeq names its product protein FAM163A. NCBI's taxonomy places the organism in Eukaryota, Metazoa, Chordata, Mammalia, Rodentia, Cricetidae. The record is from RefSeq and is a predicted model, not a curated record.